AUGGAAUAUAAUGAAGAAGAUUUUGGACUUUCAAAUAUUGGAUUAAUUGAUGAUAUUAGAGUUAAAGUUAAUAAAAUCCCAACUGUACAAUAUACUCCAAAAUUUGAUAAUAAAUUAUGGUUUAUGAAUAAUAAUAAAGAAAAUAAAGAAAAUAAAGAUAAUUUAAAUAAAAAACAACAAGAAAAGAAUAGAAAAGAUGGUAUAAAGAAUAGUCAAUUUAAAAUUGAUUAUUUAUAUUCAAGAGGAGAAUAUAAGCAAUGUAUUAAUGAAUUAAAUCAUUUGAAAACAUUGGUUAAAUUAAAAAAGAAACAAGAUUAUAAUGAUGAUAUUAUAGAUACAGAGAUUAGAUGUAAUUUCAAAUUAAAUCAAUUUGAUAAAGUAAUUGAAUUAAUUGCUAAUGUUGAAAACACAUUACAACUAAAGAAUGGUAUAACCUACCAAUUUAAAGAUACAAAUUUAAUUUUCAUUUUAGCACAAUCAUUACACCUUAAAAAUCAAUUUACUCAAUCAAGAAUUCAAUAUCAACGAUGUAUUUCAUUAAAUCGUAGAAUUUGGGAAUGGUGGUUUAAUUUAUCUUUAACUUAUUUAAAUUGUUCAAAUUUAAUUACAAAACAAAAUUUAUCAUCAUUUUUAUUUAUUAAAAAUAAAAAUGAAAAUGAAAAAGAAAAUGAUGGUGAUAAUGGUGAAGAUGGUGAUGAUGAUGAUUAUGAUGAUGAAUUAAUUAGUGGUGUAAAUUUAAAUGAAAUUAUAAAUGAAAAUAAAAUUAAAGAGGAUGGACUAAGUUUUUUAAAUUUAGUUUUGGCAUAUAGAUCAUUAUGUCAUUCAAUAUUUUUAUUAACUCAAACUAUUCAAAGUAAGAGAAAAUCAUUUAAAUCUACUCAAGGUUUUAAACAAUUGGAAAAGAUGAAACUUAUUUUAGACUCAUUAUUAAAUUUAAUUUCAAAUUCAAUAGCAAUCAUUGACAAUUCAAUAAUGAUAAUUAAUGAAGAAUUAAUUGCAAAUAAUUUAGAUCGUUUAAGAAAAGAAUCAAAUGAAAAUCAUUUUGAAAUUAAAUGGUUAAUAGAUUUUAAACCUGAAAAUUUUAAAAAUGAUGAAGAUGAUGAAAUUGAAGAUAGAGAAGAAAAUCCAUUCACUUUAUAA
Dictyostelium discoideum AX4 is the source of this 1140-nucleotide messenger RNA. RefSeq lists its product as hypothetical. The record is from RefSeq and is a predicted model, not a curated record. Lineage: Eukaryota; Evosea; Eumycetozoa; Dictyosteliales; Dictyosteliaceae. Bases 1 to 1140 code for a protein of 379 amino acids. The transcript has 2 exons.